GUCGCGCUCCGAGCCCGUUAUUUACUGUCCCGAAGUUGAAGCGGAACCUGACGCAGAUCAGCUGAUGGAGGUUCUCUGCUGGGCGUGCAGCUCCUCUCUCCAUCCUUCCCCUCUGCAGGUGAAUCGUUCCUCACAUGUUCGUCUCUGCCCUGCUGCGCUCUUCUUUGCCCGGGCUUCGUCUUCAUCCGAAGUCAUGUCCCCCCUGACGCUCAGAUGUUGGUGAAAGGACGCGCAUGCGUUGAUUUAUUUUGGAAUACUAAUUUUGCCUCCUAAGUUGCGUCCCUGCGCGUAUCCGAUGUGGAAGCCGCUGGCAGCAUCAGAGUUGCCAGCGAUGUGGAUUACAGUCUGCAGCGUGUCUCUGCUCAUCACUGUGGUCUGCGGUGCGCAAAGCGCAAACGAACCCAGCAACAUGUCCUACGUGAAAGCGACUGUUGACAAGUUGCUGAAGGGCUAUGACAUCCGUCUGCGGCCUGAUUUUGGAGGAGCCCCGGUGGAUGUGGGAAUGAGCAUAGACAUCGCCAGCAUUGACAUGGUGUCUGAAGUCAACAUGGACUACACCAUCACCAUGUAUUUCCAGCAGUCUUGGAGAGAUAAGCGGCUAUCCUAUACAGGCAUUCCCCUAAACCUGACCCUGGACAACCGGGUGGCUGACCAGCUCUGGGUUCCUGACACCUACUUUAUUAAUGACAAGAAGUCUUUUGUCCAUGGGGUGACGGUCAAGAACAGGAUGAUCCGACUACACCCUGAUGGAACUGUGCUUUACGGCCUCAGGAUCACCACGACAGCCGCCUGCAUGAUGGACCUUCGCAGAUACCCACUGGAUGAGCAGAACUGCACCUUGGAGAUCGAGAGCUAUGGAUACACUACAGACGACAUUGAGUUUUACUGGCAGGGAGGAAGUAAUGCUGGGUCAGUCACUGGAGUGGAGAACAUCGAGCUGCCUCAGUUUUCCAUCAUUGAUUACCAAACCCUGUCCAAGAAAGCCGUGUUUGCCACAGGUUCGUAUCCACGACUGUCACUGAGUUUUAAACUCAAGAGGAAUAUUGGCUAUUUCAUUCUGCAGACUUACAUGCCAUCCAUUCUGAUCACCAUCUUGUCCUGGGUCUCCUUCUGGAUAAAUUACGAUGCGUCGGCUGCCAGAGUGGCUUUAGGUAUAACCACGGUGCUGACCAUGACCACCAUUAACACCCACCUGAGGGAGACCCUGCCAAAGAUCCCCUACGUCAAGGCCAUUGAUAUUUACCUCAUGGGCUGCUUUGUCUUUGUGUUUCUGGCCCUGCUGGAGUAUGCCUUCGUUAACUACAUCUUUUUUGGCCGUGGUCCUCACCUACAGAAGAAAGCAGCGGAAAAGGCUGCUAAGUCCAACAAUGAGAAUAAGGGCCGACUGGAGAGCAGUAAAGUGCAGGUCGACGCUCAUGGCAACAUCCUCCUGACGAACCUCCCCACUGAGAUGGGAGGACCGGAUAUGAUGGGCGCUCUUAACGAUCCCCGGGCCACCAUGUUCUCCUACGACAGCGCCAGCAUACAGUACCGCAAGCCCAUGACGAGCCGGGACCUCUACGGACGGCCAGCCCUCGACCGGCCAAUCGGACACAAGAAAAGCCGCCUGCGGAGGAGAGCCUCACAGCUGAAAGUCAAGAUCCCGGAUCUCACAGACGUCAACGCCAUAGACAAGUGGUCCCGGGUCAUCUUCCCGAUCACAUUCACCUUCUUCAACUUGGUCUACUGGCUGUAUUACGUCCACUAGGACACCAGUUGUGAGCAUGAGCGGUAGCUGAUGGGUACUUUUUUUUUUCUUUCAAUGGAAGCUCAAUCCUGUACAGUAAUGAAAGUAGAAGAGUUCAGCCCAUUUGUACAAAUCCUCUUUUGGAACGAGUAGUUCUAGUCUUUACAGUGUAAAUACAAUUUAAUAUAUAAAAUAUAUAAAUCAAUAUAUAUAAAGACAGAGAUAUAAUUUAUUUAAAAAAAUUCAAUUUUGCUGUGUACAUACAGUUAGUUAGAGAGAAAGAAGUAGUGGUGAAUUAAAGACAGGAAAGUUUUGGUAUUUACAGAUUCAAAGAUGCCAAAAACACAUUGGUGGCUUUUGUUUGUCUUCUUUUUCUUUUAGCCCUUCUUUUGCAUGUUAAUAGAAAUCAACUUUUGUUUGCUUACAAUGCAAAAAACAAAAUAGAGACCGAACAUCAACACAAGGUAAGUCAAACAGGAUUAAACUCAAGCUGAGUAAGGUUAUUGUGGGAAAAGAGGGACAAAACAAAAGACUGAUGCAGAGACAGAUUAAAUUUUCCAUCCACUCUUGCAUACUUACUACUUCCAUACAUCUGUACAGGUAACCAACCAACCCAUCAAUUUCUCUCUCUCUUCUUAUAAAAUCAAUGUGUUGCCAAGUCAGAAGGGAAAUAUGAUCCUUUCACAUCUGUUUCCGCCUCCCAGUGGGCUGUACCUGGAAAGCCUUCCAGCCAAGGCCUCAUGAUCAGAAGAUCUUAUCCUUUAGGACAUGAUCUGUAACUAAUGACCAAAAGUGAAGGUUGGAAGAUGGACCAGUAAAUGCAAAGCUUAGCCUGAGGCCCAGCUCAGUUUGGUCUUCACCAUGAUAGACAGCAACACCUUCAUUACUCCAGGCAAAGGCUAAUCCAUCUGUUCAUUUCCUGCUCCACCUUGCCAUCAUCGCUCCAUCUUGCCAUCAUCUGGGACAAAGCACCAAUAUACUUCCUGAGUUCCUAGACCCAGAAUCACUGGGGUCCCUCCAUAACGUUAAAGUGGUUCUGCUGAAGAAAUUUUGUUUUUGAUCGAGUGCUCACUGGUCUCUGACCUUUUUGUUGUUUGUAGAAAACUGAUGCACAUUGGAGAUUAACUAGAAAUGUUAAACCUGCUAAAAUUAGGCUUUAUUAUUCAUAAAUGCUGGCAAUAGAUGCAAGUCUGGUAUCUCACCUGACCACAUGCUGAAUCAGCUCUUCAUCAGAGAACAAUCUGAAUCAAACCUGUCAGAUAUGUUAAAGUUACACAUUGAACCAGACUCCAGGAUUCAGAGUACAAAUGGAUUUAAUAACUCUGGUGCUGUUAUUUGAAACUUAAACGUCAGCUAACUUUUUGAUCCCAUCUAGAUAGCUUUGGACCGUUUGUGCAUUAAACAUCAUUUAAGCUGCAGCUGUAGAAGGUUUCCCAGCUCGGGUUUAUCCCAGCCUAGAUGAUGUCUCAGUAAAGAUCUGUUGUACUUUUGCCUCUCUUUCUCCUUGCCUUGUGUUUAUAGAGAUGGUAGAGCUAAGUUUCAUUUUAUUUUCAAAAUGGAAACUUUUUUUCAUUUUGCCGCUAUUUAAAGAUUUCACAAGCAGAAAUAUUGAUAUAUUGGAAAACUGGUGCUUAUAUUUUCUACUGCACAAGUCCCACAAAUUUUUAUGGAAGGUAUCAAGUCAUCUGGCUUUUUCAGUAGGAAAGACCUCUUUUGGCAUUUAGAACUGCUUCAUAUGACUGGAUUUCACUGCAGAGAGAAACGAUUAAUUUUGCUCAUCUACAAAGACAAACACCUCCUUUGGAAAAAGUUCUCUGGAAUUUAUCUAUGAACUCUUUUAAUCUGGUUAUGCUCCUAUAUUUUAGUGCAUUUGUGGAUAUAUAAUAGAUUUUUAUCUUCAAAAAAUUUUAGAUGAUAAAAAUAAUGUAACUUAGAGCAGCAAAUUCCAAACUAUGCAUUUUUUCCCCUCAUUAAUUUUACACUUCUUAACAAAACAGUUUAGCACCCAGGGAGUGGUGGAAAUUAAAUUAACUGUUAUAUUGCUGUAUCUCUUGCAGGGUGUGGACCUCCUUUAGGCUUGGAUCUAAGGCUUGAUAUAGACACUGUGUUUUCUGCUGCAGUAGGGUGGUCCACAUCUUUGCUUUGGCACUAAUUCUCAGCUGAUUCCAUAUAUGCUUGCUGGAUUGCAGAAUAUGAUACAACUCGACUUCAAGCCUUACCUCUUGGUUAUUGCACCACAAGAAAUGCAGCCAUCUUUGCUCUGAGAUAUUUUGCCAUAAGACAACACAAGGUGUUGUAAAGACUGAUUCCAAAGAGGUCGUUGUAAUGUUUGGAGCACAAUAAAGUGAUCCUCAUUAUGAUUAGUCUUGGAUGACUGGAACCUUGAUUUGCUGUAGCCCAUUAGUUCAAACAUUUGAUUGCUGAAAGGUCUGGAUUUGGUCGAGUAGAUUGUGGGCCUCUGGGCUACACAGUUACAAUAGUUUGACAGUUUUCAUGUGUUUGGAAUUGAGGGUUAGGUUAGAGUCAGUGAUGUGACAGCAUUGUCUUAAAAUAGUUGCCCAUUACCUAUCUAUAUAAAAAUUCAACUGGUGAAAAUCACUUCAUUUGAUAUGAGCUUAGAAGUUAAAAUUCAGUGUUUUCAAAAAAUAUGUUAAAUAACACCCACCUUUUUUAAAUAAGAAAAGGUGGGUGUAAAUCUUGGGAUGCUUUGCUAAUGCAUCUGUUGGCUCCUUUUUUAUUAUCCAGCUCAGUCUGUACCAUUCACAUGCUGGUACUCUACAUGCUAUGGUUGCCUAAACUCAUGCAAACAAACAAUGCAAGCGCUUUUAAAAUUCAUCCAGUUAAAAUACAGCAGACUCUGUUUCUUCACCUUCUCUCUUUGUUCUGACUGUCAUAUGCUCUGGUUAGUGCCAGAUGCCAGCACUUACACUCUGUGGGAGCCAUUCAAAAUGUUCCAACUCCAUAGGAAUAGAAUCAUGUCCAUCUGUCACUUUUCUGCAUGUGGACCAAAUUACGCCUUGAUCAGGCCAAUUCUUCUGGAAGCUGAUCUGUUUGUCUCAGUCAGUGUGUUAUAAAGUCUUUUAAAAAUGAAUAUUUUUUAAUCCUGUUCUGAGUUAUUUUUUAAUUCAUUUUUCUUCAUAUGAUUUUUCUUAAGAAUUACCAUUCAGUCCAAACACAGCUACAAGGCAAAAUUAAUCCCAACAUGUUUUUCUUUGUUUGUUGUUUUUGUUAUGUGAAAGUAAUGAUCCUCAGAUGAAAGGCUGCAAGUUUUAUGAGGGCUUUAAUCACAGAGAAACAAAUAAAAACCAGACAAGCUUCUGCUGGACUCGAUCACAGUGGUGUGCUCUUUCUGUACGGCUUAACUUUGUGCCUUUAUACCAAGAAUCUCAACAUUUUACAGGGUUAUCUUAUGAGUGGUAAGGAAAACACAUUGAGCUUUUUGUACAAGAUGAAUUGGAAACAGAACCCAUUUCUCAGACUCUAAUGUAUGUUACCAUUAUCUAAGCGUAGAUUGUAGUGAGACAUUCCAGCAUUAUGACGACAAUCUUUCAAAGAAAAAGGAAUGGAUGCAUGGCUUCCCUGACAGAACAAAGGAAGCACCAGAGAUGGACCUCUUUUCUGUGGACGGAGGAGCUAAUGGAUGCAGCAACUGGUUUCCCUGCAGGCUGCAGCUGCAGACAGAGGAUGAAGCUUCUGAUCCUUUAAAGUGAUGUUCCACAUGUGCACUCAAGUGGAACGGCCUGCGCAGAUUUAAGCAAACACCAGACACCAUGUGUGACUGGCUGUGUGUGGAAGGUGAAAGAAUGCCAUGGACAGGCAUCAUUUGUGUCAACUUACAGAGAAUUAAGAGUCCAAAUAAAGCUGCUGAGAUCUCUGCAUACAAA
Molecule: messenger RNA, 5610 nt
Organism: Poeciliopsis prolifica (blackstripe livebearer)
Lineage: Eukaryota; Metazoa; Chordata; Actinopteri; Cyprinodontiformes; Poeciliidae
Gene: gabrb1
Product: gamma-aminobutyric acid type A receptor subunit beta1
Exons: 9
Coding region: 296-1747 (483 amino acids)
Biological process (GO): regulation of membrane potential; monoatomic ion transmembrane transport; signal transduction
Cellular component (GO): membrane; neuron projection; GABA-A receptor complex
Molecular function (GO): neurotransmitter receptor activity; GABA-A receptor activity; extracellular ligand-gated monoatomic ion channel activity
Source: RefSeq, a predicted model, not a curated record